Molecule: messenger RNA, 1117 nt
Organism: Rosa rugosa (rugosa rose)
Lineage: Eukaryota; Viridiplantae; Streptophyta; Magnoliopsida; Rosales; Rosaceae
Product: E3 ubiquitin-protein ligase RSL1
Exons: 3
Coding region: 1-870 (289 amino acids)
Biological process (GO): protein polyubiquitination; ubiquitin-dependent protein catabolic process; positive regulation of proteasomal ubiquitin-dependent protein catabolic process
Cellular component (GO): cytoplasm; ubiquitin ligase complex
Molecular function (GO): ubiquitin protein ligase activity; ubiquitin conjugating enzyme binding; zinc ion binding
Source: RefSeq, a predicted model, not a curated record
AUGGAUGGGGCAUCAUCAAGCAGCUCUCAUCCUAAUAUUUCUGAUGAUCAUCAUUUGGUUGAUGAUUUCUACUUCUCAGCUCUACAUGAUGACCAAGAAGUAUUUCCCAUCUCUGAUGAGAAAUAUGCCCAAGAGUUGCAGCUUCAAGAGGCCCUCAUGUCCUCUGCACUCUCUUUCAGAGUCCCAAUUAGUAAUGAACAAGUUGCAGUGGAAACACCCUUUGAAAUACUAAAGGGACAAUCUUCUAGCUCUGGAAGUUUCUGCAUGAUCUGUAUGGAUGUGAAGCCAAGUGGAGAAAUGUUCACAAACAAUGGCUGCAACCACUCAUUCUGCACCGAUUGCAUUGGAAGGUAUGUUGGGACUAAGAUUCAGGAGAGCAUUUCAAUGGUGAAGUGUCCUGAUGUGAAAUGCAAAGGGGUAUUGGAGCCAGUGUCAUGUAGGUCAUUUAUUCCUCAGCAAGUGUUUGAAAGAUGGGAAAGUGCUCUUUGUGAGUCCUUUGUUUUGGGUUCACAGAAAUUUUACUGCCCUUUUAAGGACUGCUCAGCGAUGCUUGUGGAUGAUGGAGGGGAAGUUGUGACUGCUUCGGAGUGCCCCAACUGCCGGAGACUCUUUUGUGCUCAAUGCAGGGUUGUGUGGCAUGCAGGGAUUGAUUGUAGUGAGUUUCAGAGGUUGAGUAGGGAUGAAAGAGGGAUGGAAGAUAUCAUGGUGAUGGAACUUGCUAAGAAACAGCAAUGGAGGAGAUGCCCAAGGUGCAAGUUCUAUGUGGAGAAGACUGCUGGCUGCUCACACAUUACUUGCAGGUGUGGAUUCGAAUUUUUCUAUGGCUGUGGAUCCAAUUGGAGUAAUUGCCAUGGAUGUAGAGCGAACUGAGAACUUGAAAGGUCAAUGAUGUACUUGGUUUGAUGACGCAGUGGAAACCAUUCCAGUAUUGAGAAUUUUAAGGAGUAACUAUCUUCUUUGUCUUGACCCGUUUCAUGAUUUAAUUAUUUUAAUUGUUGUUUUUCCUAUUAAAUGACCAAGAUUACAUAACAAUCAAGGUCGGGAUAAGUUAUAAGCCAAGAGGGUGCCUCAGCUUCCCAUGAACAACAUCAAUUACAACUCAAAAGCAAAUCUACUC